This is a messenger RNA of Plasmodium gonderi, 8850 nucleotides long. Its product is annotated as reticulocyte binding protein 2a. NCBI's taxonomy places the organism in Eukaryota, Apicomplexa, Aconoidasida, Haemosporida, Plasmodiidae. The transcript is spliced from 2 exons. The record is from RefSeq and is a predicted model, not a curated record. The coding region runs from base 1 to 8850 and encodes 2949 amino acids.
AUGAAAAAAUAUGUAUAUUUCUUAUCACUGCUUAAUCUUCUACUAGCAUCUUUUGUACACAUGAAUACAGUUUCAAGCCAAAAUAAAAAUUAUUUGGAAGAAAUCAAAAAACAUAACACAGAAUUAAACAAUUUAUUUGAGUUUUCUAAUAUUAGUGAAAAUAAAAAUGUUAAGAGUUCCAAAUAUUUAAAUGAUAAAAUAAAUGAUAAACAAUUUGAAAAAAUAUAUAAUCAAAAUGAUAAUAUAAUACAUUCAUUGGAAGCUAUGUCAUUUAUAAACUUGAAUGGUCCCAACAUUACAGAAAAUAACAAAAACGGUAUUUAUAAAAAAAGACGAAACCCAUAUUAUUUUAUUAGACGUUAUAAAGAAAAAAAAAAAGCAUAUGGAGAAUUAAAUAAAUCUGGAAAAAAAAUUAUUGAAAACGGUGAAAUUACAUCAAAAUAUGAAAACUUUUUAAAUGAUGGUAAUAUCAAAUAUGACCAAUCUAACCCAAUUUUUACUAUGGAAUUAGAUUACACAAACUUGCAUGCUUUACACGAAAUUGAAAUUCUCAUCCCAAAGGAUAAAUUACACCAUGAAAAAACAGAUGACACAAUUGUUCUCGAGAUUAAAAAAUUUUCUGAUGAAUUGGAAGAACUUAUAAAUAAUUGCUUAAAUCAUAAAAGUAUGCUAAAAAGCUUUACAUACGAAAUGGAAUUUCUUAAAAAUACAUCAACAGAAAAUAAAUUAUUCAGUGAACACUUUUUAAAGGAAUUGGAAACAAGAAUAAUUAAUUUGGAUAAUUCUAAAAAGGUUCUAUACAAGGAAUAUACCACAGAAAAAUUUAAUCAUUAUACAGCAAAAUAUAAUGAAUGUCUAUCAAAGUAUGAACAAUACAGAGAAAAAUAUAAAAAUGAUAUUCAGAAUAAAGUAGAACAAAUUAAAAAUAAAGCAUUUACAUAUUUGAUAAAAACAGAGUGUGUUGAAGGAAUCUGCGAUAAAAAUAAAUCUACAUAUCUAAAAACACUUGAUAAUUAUAUACUUGACAUUAGCACAGUUAAUAUGAAGGACUAUGAUAUCCCUUCAAGAAUUACUGUGGAACAAAAAAAUGUGGACCAAUUGUUACUAGAUUCUAAUAAAAAAAAUAUAGAUAUAAGUGAAGAUAUAUAUUCAUUAAAACUGAUACUUGAGCAAAUAAAAGAAAUUGAAUAUGUGCUAUCAACUAAUAGACACUUUAUCAAUGAAGCAGCUCGAAAAUUAAGAAGCAUAGAAAUCACACAAGAAUCCCACGAUGUAAAUAAAAAAGAGAUCGUAAGUAACUGGACACAUAUAGUAAAACAACAUUGCAUUUUUAAAUAUAUAAACAAAUUAAAUGAAUCCAUCAAUGUAAUGUACCAACACAAGAUAACAAAACAUGAUCUCGCAUUUCAUAACCUAGUAAAUACCAUAAAACAAAAAGCAUAUUUAGUCUUUUCUGAGACAUUCGACCAAACAGAAAUUUAUAAAAAUUAUAAAUAUUCAGAGGAAAUAAUAAAUAAUGAAAAUAAAAAAUAUUUGGAGAGUAAAAAGGAGUUAGAAAAAGUUUCCCAAUUUCCAGAUAUAAGUAAUAAUUCGAAUAAACAGAAGCUUAUGGAACACUUUGUUAAGCAAAAAGCAAGAAAAAAGGAUAUAGAAGCAAAAUUUCAAUUAUUAGAUGAAAUAUACAAAAAAAUUUAUGAUAAAUUAAAAAAUCAUUAUGAGGAAGAAUUGAAUGAAAUUGAAAAACUUAAUAACAACAUAACAAAAGCACAGUUGUUUAUGGACGUAAUUACCAAAAUUAAUGAAGAAAAAAAAGUUAACAUAUAUCAUGAAAUGAAAAAGUUUAAAAUAUAUUAUGAUGAACUUGUAACACUAAAAAAUAGUGCUAACAAAACCAGUGUACAACAAAAAAAUAACAUUUCUUUGCUACAAAUAUCAUCGGAAGAAAAUGAUAAUGAAAAUAAUGACAGCAAAAGUGAUGAAAAUGAAAGUAAUGACAAAGAAAGUAAAGACAAAGCAGAAUUCUUACGAAAUGUUAAAGCAUUAUAUAGAAAUCUAAAAGCGAAAAUUAAAAAUUUUGAACAAAAACAUCAGGAUAUAGUUGAAAAAAUGAAAUCAUAUAAAGAUUUCGAAGAGACAAUCCAAAAAUAUUAUGCUGAGUUAACACAAAAUGAAAGUAAUUACUUUCUUACUUCAUAUACAGGUAGUAAUGCAAAAAGUAAAUCAAAUGAAUCAGAAGCAUUUAAUGAGGCUAAAGAUACUUUCCAAAAAAAAAAAUUAGAAAUAUAUAAUAGUAUUGAUAAUAUGAAAACGAGUGAUAUAGUAAAUAUUAAAAAGCAUUUAGAUUCUUACAAGGAAAUAGAAAAAAAAUUGAAUAUUAUUAAGAAUACAAGAAGAUACAAUAAAAUUAAAACUUUAGUACAAGAAAUUAAUAACGAAAAUGUAGAAGAAAAAAUACAGGAAUUCGAAAAAAAUUACAACACUAGCACAAAUAAUAUGGAAGAAACACUGAAGAAAAUUGAAUUAUUAAAUAAAAUUAUAAAUCUUUAUAAUAUUCUGGAUUCAAGCAUAACUGAAUCUAAAAGUAAUAAAGCAUUAACUGAUAAUUUAAAUAAUAAACUCAAUGAACUGAAAGGACAUGUAGAAACCAGAAUUCGUGAAAAUGAAGGAAAUGAUUUCAUAAAUAAGAGUAUAAAAGAGGAAGCAUUGGAAAAUUUACAGAAAACAUUGAAAAAUUUAGAGAUAACUUUGAAAGACAUAGUUGACCUAAUCGCUGAAAUUAAAAAUAAGGAGUUAGAAAAAAAGACGUCAGAAUUAAUAGAAUUCUAUUUAAACUUAAAAAAUAAAAUUCAUGAGACAAAAGAUGAAUAUUCCUCAAAAACUGAACUCGAGCGAACGGACGAAUGGACUCCAAUUAGACAAGAACUAAAUACAUUGAAUGAAAAGUAUUCAAUUUUAUACGAAAAUAGUUAUAAAUUAUUCGCAAAUAUUGACGUUCAAAUUAUAACAUGGUCAUAUAACAUUGUAAAAGAGGAAAUUAAAAGAUUAGAAAAUGAAAAUGAUACAAUUGAAAGCUUUGUUAUAAAUUUGGAAAAAAAAUUAAACGAAGAACAAACGAACCCUCUUACAAAUAAAAUUAUGAAGAUUCAAAAUAUCGGAAGUAUAAAAAAUUUUAAACAAAAAAUUAAAGACGAAAAUACCAAAAUAGAAAAAUAUAAGGAUGAAUUAACCGAACUUCAAGAUAAGGCAGAUGAACUUUAUAGUGAAUCUCAGGAAGAAAAAAUUGCUAUCCAUGAAUUAAAUAAUCAAAAAAAGGGUAUGAAAUCUAUCUAUGAUGAUUUAGUAAAGAUGUCUAAAGAUAUUAAAAUAACAGUGGAUUAUUUUAAUGAAGUCUCAAAAAAUAUAAAUGAAGCUCAAUUAAAUGAAGAGAAGGAUAACAUCGAUAAAACGUUAAAAGCAUUAAGUGAUGACAUGACUAAGGCUCAAAAAAGCAUGGAAGAUAUAAAUUCUCUUGAGAUACAAUUUAAAGAGUUAAUAGAAAAGUCAAAAUAUCCAGAGGAUAAAAUUUUACCUAUUUUGAAAUAUUCGACACAGGUUGAAGAAGCGAAUAAACACAUGAUUGGAUUAAAGCAAGUGUAUGAAACCUCUGUAAAGCUAAAAGAACAGGCAAAUGCAUCAACUAGUUUAGAUGAAAUUAUAGAAAAAAAAAAGCAAAUAAAUGAAAAUAAGCACGAAUCAAAAAAACUCGUUGCAGAUAUUGACAAGGCCAUAAGUGAAAUUAAGAACAUUUGUGAACUAACACAUAGAGGUUAUAAAAGCAUUGUUAAUAAUAUUACAAAAAAUACUGAUGAUGCUGAUAAACAUAGCGAACUAAUAAAAUCGGAAUUUAACAAAUCACAUAAUGCAGCCGAAGUAGUUAAAACAGACUUUCAAAAAGCAACAAAAUUAAAAGAAGAAAUUAAUGAAAAAUUAAAUGGAGUUCAAAUUGAUAAUAAAAUAAUCGAAAUUCAGAAACUAAAAACUGAAAUUUUAAAUAAAAAACAAAAUGCAAUUCAACUCUUAACAGAUACUGAACUACAUAGAAAAAAAACAGAAUUGCAUUAUGAUAAUGCUAAUAGGGGUCAAGCUAUAAUAGAGUAUUUAAAAAAUAAUGACAAUGAUAUAAAAACAAAAAUACUCCAAAAUGAACUAGAUCAAGUAAAGCAGAGUAUAGAAAAAGCGAAUGGAUAUUACAAGGAUUCUUUAGAGUACACACAAAAUACUAAAACUAAUUAUGAAUUAAUUUCAAAAUUAGAAGCUGAUGUAUCGAAACUCCUAAAUGAAUCUUUAAUUAAUAGGGUUACACUAAAAUGUGAAAGGAGAAAAAAUAGGGCAAACAGUGUAAUGACAGAAAUAAACAAUAUCGCAUCUAAAAUUGAAAAAACGUUAAAAGGAUACAAAACAAAAAUACAUGAAUUAAAGGAACAAUCUAAUAUACAAAUGAUAGAAAAUGAAAAACUAAAUGAUAUGUCUUUAAAUGCAUACAACGUAAUGCAAAAAUAUAAUCAUGAAUUAGAUGAAAUUCUAAACAAAAUAAAGAGAAUAGAAAACAUCAUACAAAGAUAUGUUGACAGAGCUUCUAGUUCAAUAAAAUCUAUUUCAAGCAUAACAGACAUAGAUAUAAAAGAUUUCAUAAAUCAAUCAAAACUAGUAGAUGAUGAUUUUGAAAGAAAUGUAGAAAAGGUCUCAAGGGAAAAGAGACAUAUCGAUGUGAAAAAAAAAAAUAUAGAAAAUGAAGAAAAAAAAAUAGAUCUUAUAAAAAAUGAAAUUACUACUGUAGAAAAAGAAAUAGGAAAACAUAAAAAAUAUUAUGAAGAAGGAAUUAUAAAGCAAAUAAUAAAAAAUGUUAGUGAACAUGUUAAUGCAGUGCCUUUAAUAAUAAAUGAAAUAGAUUCACUAAUAACUCCUGCUACAUCAAUUUUUAUUAAAUACAAAACGAAAAAAUAUGACCCAAUAACAAAUUUAAACGGUUACAAGAUACAAAGGGAUCAACUUUAUAACAAAUUUGAUACAUCUUAUAAAUUAAUGGAAAAAUACCAGACAGAUGUGUCACACGAUAGCGUAACAUAUGCAGAUGCUAAAGAUCUAAGAAUUAAAACACAAGACAUAGAAAAAAAUCUUAAAGAAAGCACAGAAGAAUUAAGAAAAUUACUCAAUGACAUUAAGAAAAAGGAAAUUAUAAAUUUUCUGAAUUCCAUGAAGGAAAAUUUGAACAGAAAACAUGAAAAUAUUAAAAAAGAGGAAUCAAAAGAAAUAGAACAGCUAAAAAGUGUAAAAAAAUUAAUUCAAGACUUAAAAGCACUAAAAGAAGGGGAAAAAAAUUUUGAUGCUUUAAUUGAAACAAAAAAAAAAUCUAUAAAUGUGAAAAAUCCAAAGCAUUUAUCACAUAGGGAUGAAGCAAAAAAAAUAUAUGAAAACAUGAUUGAUGCUAUAAAUUACUUAUUAAUAGAUAAAAAUAGUGUAAAAUUAGAAAAAAACUUAAAUUCAGAAUUAAACUUUGAAACGAAUUUAGGAAUACAAGCUGAGAUACACAAUAUAAUAAAGGAAGCACAACAAGUUACUAAUAAUAUUCAUGAUAUUUCAGAUAAUAUAGAUGAUAAAAACGAAGAAUGUGAAAAUCUUAUUUUGGAAGCUGAAAAUAUUUACACAGCCAUAAAACUGAGAAAUGAAUUUUAUUCAAAAGAAAAAGAAACGAGAAAAAAAGAAAUAUCUGUUUCAGAAAAAAUAGAUAGCUUACAAAGCAAAUUAAGAGAUAUAGAAAAAAUCACUUGCAAUUAUGUAGGUUAUGAAGAUAUUUUACAAAAUGAUAAGCGUUUUGAAACGUUUAAAAAUAAUGCCACCUUCUAUCAACAAAAGAAAAGUGUGAUGGCUAAAGAAGCAGAGUUACAUCAUAUGAGGCAAAAUAUGCAAAAACACAAAGAAUCAUUAAAUAGUUUACUUAAAUCGGUUAAAGAACUAACAAGGAAAAAGUUCCAUAUAUCCAUAUGGCAAAAUUAUAAAAAUCAAAUUGAACUUAUAUUCGGAAAUAUAAAUACAAUAGAUAAUAAAGCUAAAGAAUUUGAUGCAUCCUUUGAUGAAUUACAGAUCAUGGGAAAUAACUGUCAAGAGUUAAUGAUUUCCAUAAUAAGUAAUGUCGUUAAUAAUGGCAUAUCAAAUCAUUUAAUGAAAAUUGAAGCACAAAAUAAGAACAUUGAAAGUGUUUACUUACAUGUUAAAGAAAACUAUGAUUCUAUGAAAGGUUACAUAAAUGCAUUACAUACAUUCUAUAACAAAACUGUCAUAAACAAUGAUUUGUCUAUUAGCAUUAAUGCAUAUAAUCAGUCUUUUAAGAAUUUUAAAGAGCAAGAAAAAAAGGCAGCGCAAACCAUCGAUAAUAUAAAAAUAAAAUUAAAUUCAUUACAGGCUCAAUCAAGUGAAAAUAAUAUAGAAAGAGAUGCCAAGGAAUUAAUAACACUGUAUAAGAAUCUGCAAUCAGUAAAAGCAGAGAUAGGUAAAAUUUUCAGAAAUCUGAAUAAUAUUAAAUUGAGUGAUAUAGAUAAAACCUCUGACAUAUUUAAGGAUGCAGUUGCAUUACACAAAAAUAUGAUAACGUCCCAAAACCAACAAAUAUUAGAAAGAGAGGGAAAACUUAAAAACAUCGAAAAUUCCAUAACCUCUAAAAUAAAUGACAUAAAUAAAAUUAGUAAUAUACAUACACAUGAAACCAAAAAUGUCAUAUCUGAAUUGUAUAAUAACAUUAAAUCUGAUAUACAAAACUUCAACCAAUUAGAUGGUGAAAAUGUAGAUAGGAAUUUUAAUUCAGAAAAAUAUAAGGAACAAGUUACUUAUUUAAUAGACAGAACAAACUUCUUUCUAAAUAAUUUGCAAUUAUUCAAGAAAGAUGAUUACUACAAUUUAGUAGGGGAAAAUGUGGAAGAAACAGAAAAAGAAACUACCCUCUUCACUGAUAUUACGCAAAAAUUAAACAAUUUAAAAAAAGAAUAUCAGAAGAUAUUAGAUACUUUAGAACAAAACGAUGAUGCUAUAUCUCGUAUGACUCAUUACAAACAAAGUGCUAAUCAAAAUUAUGAAAAUGUAACUAAUCUAUAUGAAACAUAUCUAAAAGAAUUAUCCGAAAUGGAUUUGAUAAACAAAAUAAGAGAAAUAAUAAAAGAAAUAAAUAACAUUAUAAAAAAAGAUCUACAAGAACAUAAAGUAUUAGAAAAUUUGACAAAAAUAUCUGAAAGUAUUAAAACGAGGAAAAACAAUACACAAAAUUAUGAAACUAUUGAAGACGUAGAAAAGGCUAUAAUACAAAUUAAUUCUGAGAAUACAGAGCUAAACAGUACAAAAAUAAAAAUAAUUAACGUUUUAGAUAUUGUCACUGUAAAGGAAAAUACAAUCAAAGGCAUAUUUGAUGGAAUGGUAAAGGACAAUAUUCAGAAUAAGCUAGAACAUGUAAAAUCAGAUAUCGAUGAUGUACUAAAAAAAAUUAGUGAAUUAAAGGACGCAGUUAAAAAUAUUGAUGAAUUAUUACAUCAUAAUGCAACCCAAAUGAAAGAAUUAGAAGCUCAAAAGGAAAAACUAGAAAUGUUAUCAAAAAAUUUAGAAAGUAAUACAACAGUUGAUCAUAGCACCAUAGACGAAAAUUACACUAGUGUUAAUGAUAAUGCUCCAGAGACACAUGUAAUUGAUGAGUCUAUUCCAGAAGAGCAAAGAAGUGUAAGUCAUAAUAAAGAUAUCCCUACUUCCAAUGUAGUUGACGAAAAAGAUACAGAAUCACAGAAUGAGUCACAAAUAUUAGAACAACAAAAUGAGGAUGUAAACAGUCAGACAGAUAUUUCCUCUGCUGAGGGAAAUGUUACUCAUGAUUUACAAGAAAUCAAAGAGGUAGUGCACCAAGAAGUAGGACAUAAAGAUAUCCCUAUAUCCAAUGUAGUUGACGAAAAAGAUACAAAAUCAGAGAAUGAGUCAGAACCAUUAGAACAACAAAAUGAGGGUAUAAAAAGUCAGACAGAUAUUUCCUCUGCUGAGGGAAAUGUUACUCAUGAUUUACAAAAAAUCAAAGAGAUAGAGCACGAAGAAGGAACACAUAAAGUUAUACCUACAUCCAAACCAGAUGAUGCAGAAGUAACAAAAUCAGAGAAUGAGUCACAAAUAUUAGAACAACAAAAUGAGGGUAUAAAAAGUCAGAGAAAUAUUUCUUCUGCAGAUGGAAAUGUUAAUCAUAAUUUAAAAGAAAUCAAAGAGGUAGUGCACCAAAAGGUAGGACAUACAGAUAUACAUACACCCAAAUCAGGUGAUGAAAAAGUUACAAACCCACAGAGUGAGACACAAGCAUUAGAACAACAAAAUAAGAGUAUAAACAGUCAGAGAGAUAUUUCUUCUACAAAUGGAAAUAUUUCUCAUAAUUUAAAAGAAAUAAAAAAGGUAGAACACCAUAAAGGAGCACUUAAAGAUACACACUUUAAUAAGAUUGAUAACUUAAAUACUUCUAAUCCCAUACAAACUCAAGAUUUGCUUAACUUACCUGAAAACACCGAAUAUGAGAAAUCAGAUGACGAUAAUUUUGAAGAAUCAAAUUUUGAAGAUAAAGAAAAGCAUAAUUCACACAAAAAAGCAUAUUAUGAGAAAAUUUUUUUUGCAACUGGCAUAACAACUGCUUUGCUUUCCAUUUCUAGCGUUAGUUAUUUCAUCUAUAAUAAAAAUAAUGAAGAGAACAAGGAUUCUCAUUUUUAUAAAGGUGGAGAUGAAUUUGAAUAUGAAAGUGACACAAUGUACGAUAAUAAAGAACAAGUUAUAGAUGUAGCAUUUAGUGAGGACUCCGACAUAUAA